CAGACCAGAUAUGGAGGCUCCACCGUGGACAAGAAAAAAAAAAAAGAAGACAUGAAGACUUUACUUGUUUACUUGCAGAAGAAGAUCUUUAUCCUAACUUGGCCCUUUCUUUUGUGUUUCCUUUUUGAUGGAGUGUUCGGGAGAUCUCGCUAUGAAUUAUAAUGGUUUACACUUUUAGACUUAGAGAAGAUGUGGACACCCCCCCUGAUCUGGUCUGAUGUGAGUUGCUCUCAACUUUAAAAGCUCUCUAUUCAUGAGUGCGUGGAGAUUCGAUUAACUGACCAUUAACUCUGUUGUACUCUCCUGCUUACAGACUGUUUUUUAUUGUGCCUCCGUGGAGUUUAAGCUAGAGUGUCUUGAGUGCUUUUCUAUUCUUGGAGAGAGUCGUUCUCUUAUCUUCUUAUUCCCUCCAUCUGUCUCUCCUUUUGCCUUUGUGUUUUCUGGAGAAGGAGGAGCUCAGAAAAUCCAUGGUAGCGAUUUAUUCUUUUUUUUGAUCGCCAACAAAUAUUAGUGUAGUCAUGAAGAUCGUAGCCCAAAAGCAACAAAUGACGGUGUGCUGGAGGUCCUUUUCCCGUAUUUCAUUGCAGCAGCGGAAAGCUCUUUUCUGGGGCAACGACAACCUUUUGAUGUAUUGACGCCGCCUCCACAUGGAAACACUCUGAACCAAUUACAACCUGGCUCGUAGCUAGUUAUGGACUGCACGGCGGCUAUUUUGAAAGCCUGUGCCCGUUCAAGGACCGUGUGGUGUAGGCACGAGCGGGCCUCAGUGCAUCAUCACCCAUGGUGGUUUGCAGAGAACUGCCAUUGUGGGUCGGUUGGCACCUUCAGCCAUGCCUCCUCGCUUCUGCGAAGCUUGCUGUUUUAUGUAUGCUGCUGUCUGACCCAUGAGGAAAACUCUGAUCUGUGUCGGGAUUGGGUCGAUCAUUCCAUCGAUGGAGCAAGGAGAACCAGGAGAGGAAGAUGUGAGGAAGGUGAAGAGGAGGAGUUAGGGCCACCUCCGUCAGUCGAUGAGGCAGCUGAUGCAUUGAUGACCAGGCUGGGCUUUUUAUUGGGAGAAAAGAUCAUCAAUGAAGAACCGGGUUCACCUCACCAUGCCCAAGUCGAUGGACAGAGGAUCUCGCCUUCCUCCAGCCUGGAGAGCAGCAAUACUUCCCCCUCCUCCACAUUACAGCCUCCUGCUGGAGUGGAGGGAAGCAACAACAACAAACCAUCCAUCCAUGCCUCUGUCACCUCCCCCACGUCAACACUGGAGAGCAGGGAUAGUGGAAUCAUAGCUACAUUGACCAGCUAUUCCGCUGAAUCAGCAGCAGAGCGCGACGACAGCGUCAAGCACACCAGCGGCGGUUAUCAAGACAGCAGCCUCAAACUCUGGCGGCAGGCGGAGCGGCCAGUGGUGGCUUCGGCUUCCUCUUCCUGCAUGAUAGCUACAGGGAGCUCCAACGAUGGCUUCCUCUACAAGGCUGAGGAGAAUAUGGUUUCCACAUGCAGCCUUAAUAAACUCCACCCAGAUUGGGGACAAGACUCCAAGCACUUGUCUGGAUCCACCCACUCCAUCCCACUCUACCUUAUGCCUCGGCCCAAUUCCGUUGCUGCCACUAGUUCUGCUCAACUUGAAGAUCUGGCCUACCUGGAUGAACAGCAAAGGACCGCCCCUUCCAGAGCAUCCCUCAGAAUGCCCAGACAGAAUUCUGGAAAUCGUAGUCAGCAAGAAAAGAGAGGUGAAAACAUAAAACAAAUGUGUUUGGACAAUGUUACAAGUCGCAUGAAAAAACAACUCUGUCUUCUCCUCUUUGCAGUUCAAUUGUCUCCAUAUCUGAGCCUGAAGCCCCUCCACUUUGAAAUUCCCGGACUGUUGUCCGAUUGGAGGUUUACCGGAAGGGAGUGGCUCUUCCAGGAAGUUGACACCUGUCUCUCCAGCGAUGACCCCUUAAUCAAUCGAGGGGUUGUGAUUGUCGGAAACAUGGGUUUUGGCAAGACGGCCAUCCUUGCCCGCCUGGUGUCACUUAGUUGUCAUGGGAACCAGAUGUGGCCAACAUCCACUGGCAUCCAGACGCUGCCCAAAUAUGCAGAAUCUUUCCCCCAUGAUUCACUGGGACGAGGAGGAGAUGAAGGAGGAGGGGCAAGCUGUCCAGGGACUCCAGAGUUCAAGAGGAGACAGCAAGAGGCGAUGCUGCGGCUUGCAGGACAGGUCGUUUCCUAUCAUUUCUGUCAGGCCGACAACUGUCACACGUGUCUGGUUCCGGAGUUCGUCCAUAACAUGGCGGCGAUGUUAACCGAAGCCCCUCAGCUGUCAGCAUAUCGAGAGCUGCUGCAUCGAUCACCGCAGCUUCAGUGCUCGCUCAGUUUGCGAUCCUGCAUCCAAGACCCAAGCUCAGCCUUCCAGAAAGGAAUUUUAGAACCACUGGAUGCUCUUUACAAGGAGAGGAGGUUGCAUGUGGAGGGGCCAGGGAUCAUUUUACUGAUUGAUGGGCUAAAUGAGGCAGAGUUCCAUCGGCCAGACUAUGGCGAUACACUGACCUCCUUUUUGUCCCGAAACGUUCACAAAUUUCCUUCAUGGUUAAAGAUCAUUGCCACUGUGAGGACCAAUCAACAGGACAUCACUCGCUCUUUGCCUUUUCACCGCAUCUCUUUAGACAGGAUGGAGGAAAACAGUGCCAUAGACCAAGACCUCCAGGGUUAUCUGACGCAACGUAUCCACAGCAGCCCUGAGAUUCAGAGCAAUGUGUCACUAAGCAAUGGUCGCCUCGACAGCACAGCCCUGACCAAGCUGAUAAGCCACCUGAAGACCCUAAGCAAAGGCUCAUACCUCUACCUGAAACUGACCCUAGACUUGAUAGAGGGAGGAUACCUGGUCCUUAAGAGUUCCAGCUUUAAGGUAGUUCCUGUAAGCCUCGCAGAAGUCUACCUGCUGCAAUUAAAUAUGCGGUUUCCCACGCAGUCAUCUUUCCUCAGAGUUAUACCGCUGCUAAAUGUAACUGUGGCAACGCUGCACCCGUUGACUGACCAACAGCUUUUUGAGGCCAUAAAUGCCGGCACUCUGACUGGUGGGGCAAUGCAGUGGGUCGAGUUCAUGCAGCGCCUGGAGCAGCUGUUUCCUUUCCUGAUGCAGCGGACUGACGGCAGUAGAAUGCUGAACCACACCUCAUUCAGAGAAUGGCUGGUGUGGAGGGAGGAAGGGCAGGACGACAGGUUUCUCUGUGACCCCAGGAGCGGUCACACACUGCUGGCUUUCUGGCUCUGCAGACAGGGAGGAAAGUUGAACCGACAGCAGACACUUGAGCUGGGGCAUCACAUCCUAAAGGCUCACAUCUACAAGGGCUUAAGCAAGAAACUUGGGAUUUCUUCCUCAAUUCUGCAAGGCCUGUGGCUGUCUUACAGUACAGAGAACUUAAACCAUGCUCUCUCAUCACUGCGGAACCUCUACACCCCCAACAUCAAGGUGAGCAGGUUGCUGAUUAUGAGUGGGGCUGAUGUGGAUUAUCGGAGCGGUGUCCUGAACAACGCACCCCUGCUAUGUGUCCACGCUCAUUUGGGCCACGGUGAUGCUGUAGCCCUUUUACUUGACCAUGGAGCUCAGGUGGAUAUUCAGUCACAGGAUGGAUUGACUGCACUGGGAUUUGCAGCUUCUGCUGGACAUCUGGAUGUUAUAACCCUGCUUAGUCAGCACAAAGCAAAGGUUGGUCACGUUGACACCUCCGGUCGGUGUGUUGGCGUGCAUGCAGCUCAGCGGGGCCACCUUCACGUGCUCCGUUUCCUUCUCAAGCACGCUGACUGGAGUUGCACUUCCUGCUGUGGCCAGAGGGCCGUGAGCAGGAGCCAGGCGCUGCAGCAAGCGCUGACUGCAGCAGCCAGCAUGGGCCACGCAGAGAUUGUAUCUUAUCUGCUGGAUCAUCCAGAGGAAGAUAAUAAGGAGGAGGAAAGACCCGAGGUCAACACACCUGACAGUCUUUGGGGAGAGACAGCUCUGACAGCAGCAGCGGGAGGUGGCAGGUUGGCUGUCUGCAAACUAUUGUUGGAUCAAGGUGCUGUUCUGGAGCAAGGCAGCAAGCGAAAUGUCUUACCGCUGUUCAGUGCAGUCAGACGGGGCCAUUGGCAGGUGGUGGAGUUGUUGUUGAAUCACGGGGCCCAGGUCAACACGGUGGACCAGCAGGGCCGGACUGCUUUGAUGACAGCGGCCUCGGAGGGUCACAUGACCACCGCCAAAUUGCUGCUGGAUCAUGGUGCAUCUCUGGAUCAGGCUGACCGGGAAGGCUUAACAGCACUGAGCUGGGCAUGUCUGAAAGGCCAGCUCCCAUUGGUCCAAGAGCUGGUGGCGAGAGGUGCAGCCACAACACAUACUGACCGCAGUGGGCGGACACCUUUGGAUCUGGCUGCGUUCCGCGGGGAUCCUGAAGUUGUGAAGCACCUGGUGGACCACGGUGCAUCAGUGGAACAUGUCGAUUCCAGUGGGAUGCGACCACUGGAUCGAGCGGUUGGGUGCAGAAACACUUCGACCGUCAUCGCUCUGCUCAAAAAGGGAGCCAAAAUAGGACCAGCAACUUGGGCCAUGGCUACAUCCAAGCCAGACAUUUUAAUGGUUCUUAUCAGUAAAUUGGUCCAAGAAGGUGACAAACUGUACAAGCAAGGUAAUGUGAGGGAAGCAGCUAGUUCCUAUCAGUCUGCACUUCAGAAGUUUCCAGCCGAUGAGUUGAAGACAUUCAGACAGCUGAGAGUGUGUGUGCUCCUCAAUCUGUCACGCUGUCGCCGCAAGAUGAAUGAUUUCGGUCUUGCCGAGGAGUUUGCUACCAAGGCUUUGGAGCUGAAAGCCAAAUCUUAUGAGGCCUUCUACGCCAGAGCACGUGCCAAACGCAGUCGCAGGCAGUUUCAAGCAGCCCUUGAAGAUUUGCUGGAAGCCAGCCGCCUGUGUCCUUCCAACCGGGAAAUUCAACGCCUGUUGUCUCGGGUUAAGGAAGAGUGUCGACAGCAUGUACCCAAACCAGACUCGUCCACUCAAGGAAACUUCUCUAACAAUGAUUCAAGGAGCAGAGAUUCCGAUUACCUGCAUGUUCACGCCAACGAGGCAUUUGCCAAGGAUGAUGAGAAUGAAGUGGAUAGGAAUAAGUGGAAUAUCUACGGACAUCCAGGGUUGCAGUUAGCGCCUUCCCUCUCCCCAACUCACAAUGUGCACAGUCCCCAUUCGAGUCCUACCCGUUCGCCCUCGUCUUCCCCUUCUCACCCGGCCCCUCCCUCCUCCUCCUCCUAUCACUGUUUCAGCCCUCCGACCUCGCCGCGGCAGCAUCAGCAGCCCACAAGCCCGAUGGCGGAGCGAAAGAUGUUACCUGCUCACCAUGCAGACCAGGGAAUACAGCAGCAUCACCAUCCAGCGAGACCUUUUCAAAGCCAAAACCAGUGGCUCCAACCAGCCAAAGUCCAGGUUGUCAGAACGGGUCAACCCGCUUCAGCAGUCCACUCGAGCAUGGUUCUGGGUACUUCUGCCUACUCCCAGUUUGCCCAACUGCCGCAAGAACUUGCUGAACUCGGGGAGGGAUUUUGCCCUAGCCCCUUUGACAUGAAACCAAGCCAGCAGGUGCAUACAAGUCUGGGUUGCGGCCCUUCAUAUCUAAGAGAGACUGCCGAUGUUGACCUGGUUUACCAAUCAAAACCUACAGCAGCCUACGGGACGGGUGUGAGUCGCUUUGCGCAGCCCCGUCAGUUUAGCCGCAACCAAUCCAAAGCUGCCCAUUAUCCCAUGGAAGUAACUGAAAUGGCAAACGCUCCCCCUGAUGAUCAUCAGUAUCUCCACCAGUCGGGCCUACGACACCCGACCUCGCCGGCUCUUCCUCAGAGAUCAGUCAUCCACUCCCACAGCACCAACGUCUGCAUCUCCACUAGCAGCGGCAGCCUCGCUAGCGGGCAGCAGGCCAACCGAGGCCUGAGUUUCAGGACGUCAGCCUCCACGCAGCACGUGGACUUACCUUCACAAGCUUUUACGGGAGAAAUGAUUGGUCACCUGGAUGAUCUCAUGCUCAACUGCUCUCCCCAAGCAGAGUGCGUAGUAGGAGGUGGGACUUAUCCCGGAGAGGCCGGUCGUUCAUCGAGGAACAUGCCUUACAUGGGCGUGAAUGACAAGUCUGUCAGGGUGCUCCAACAAUAUCAGCAGCAACCUUCGCCCGCUUCCUCAUCCAGCCUCAGCCCCUCUCGAUCGUGGGCAGUGUCUUCAGUAGACACCAUCAUUACAUCGCCUGCAAAACACCCCAGCAAACAAGCCAAUGAGCUGAGCCAGUCGCAGCAGGCUUUCUCCAUCGCCUAUCACAACCGCAGCAACAACAAUGGCCACUAUGACAAGCAGCUACCCUAUUACGAUGUGUUGCCGGGCCAUAAUCCUCAGGUCGCCGGUCAGAAGCUGCCUUACAUUGACGUAAAGCUUGCCCAAACACUGGCAGGCAAUCGAAAAACAUGUCCGACCUCUCCUGUCAAAGCUAAAAGACCCUUUGUGGAGUCUAAUGUGUAGAGAAGGGGAAGAAGAGGAUUCAGUAACUAUUUGUACAACCUGUUGUCCUUAUGUACGACAUAAGAGACGGGUAAGGGUAAGACGUGAACUGAUAACCCUCGAAUGGUAUUCGGGGUGCGUGAUAGCCGAUUUAGUUGAGAAAUGCACGUUACAAGAUCUCUGCCUGAAGCACAGGUCAUUGUAUAGAAGACUGUAGCAACCUCAACGGGAGGAUAGUGGAAUGUCCCCCAAGCACAAGGAGCAGUAGGGGCAUUUAAGGUGGGCUUGAUGUCUCCUCUGUGACUUCCUGUGGACACCCGUGGAUGCCGAUAUGGAUGCACAGUAGCAACUUGAUGCCUUCACCGAAGAGCUGCACAUGCACUUAACCCGCUCCCCAUGGAAAUCUGGAUGAAAAAAAAAAUCACUACAAGAUGGUAUGGCAAGCCAUAGAGCAUCGAUAUCUCCGAUAUCCAUAGCCAGUAUUCUGAAUCAUCCAAUGUACUCGUACACACUUUGUCCUCGCUAGUAAAACAAUUUCGCUCGCUAGUAGAACAAGUAGGACGCAGCAGUAGUGUUUUGGUUUUUUUUUUCCUGGUACUGUAAACCCACGAUUGCAAAUUACAAAACCAAGAAUAGCGAAGCUCUCCAAAUAAUUGACAGCCAUUGUAAUUGCCAUUGGAAUUUUUUUUUUUUUCUGUUUUUUUGUGGGGCCUGGAGGGUUGUCAGGGAGGGGGGAAAAAGCAUUGUGGGUAAUUACUGCACUCUAUUAGUGGCACUAGUUGAAUUUUAUAGUCACUAGUAGUACCAGUACUUUGGAGUUGUCAAGUACUACAGUUUUGUCCAAUUAGUACGGCUAGUACAGUAUAGAAGGAGAUCAGUGGAGGGAUGACCGGUCUGGCUCACUGUUCAGAGGACUCGAGUUCAAAUCUGGCCUCCCCUUUGUGUCGUUUCCAUGUUUUCCUUAUGCUGCGUGGGUUUUUCUCCAGGCACUCCGGUCAUUUAAUUGAAUACUGUAAAUUGUCAGUACGUGUGAAUGGUUGUUUGUCGUUAUGAGCCCUGUGAUUGUCUGGCGACCAGUCCAAGUUGUAGCCCUCCUCCUUACCAGAGAGGCUCCAGCACGUGACCCUCCCCUAAGAUAAUUGGCAUGGAAAAUGGAUGGAUGGUAAUGGAGAUGUUGUACUAGUGUGACCUAGUUGUUCUAUUAGUGCACUGAUUUGUUGUAUUAGUAUGGACAAAAAGCAUACUAGUAUAUGGACAAUUGCCAUUGGAUAGCCCUUCUCUGAUUGCCGAGCAGUUUGAGAGACCUCUCACUGUCAUCACAAGACUGACUCGGUGUGCAAAGAAAAGACAAGCAAACUGUAUUUAUCUUUUUUGUUGUUGUUGUUUUUAGAUGUCUGUCUUAAAAUGUGUACAUUUAGUUGUCUUUUUGCUUUGAAAAAUGGGACAAAAAAGAUGUAUAUAAUUUUGUGCACACCUUUUUCUUACACCGUUAUGCAUUCAGCAUCCUGCAAAGAAAAAAUAAGUCUUACUUGUAGUCGUAGUACUUUUCUGUUUUGUUUUAGCUACAAUGAUUGCACAUGCGUGUUAGGGGUACAUUGAAAAGACAAAAAAAAAGUGAAAUUGCACAAUAUAAUAGAAUGGUUGUGGGAGAAUAAAGUCGCUAUAUUCUAAAAAAAAAAAAAAAAAAAAGUAAUAUUAUGAGAAUUUUUAUAAAGUGUUGUUGCAAAAGUAUGGUAUUUUAUUUUAAGUUUGGACCUAAUACUCUUUCGCUAGGAUUUGUUAUUGCCAUGGAAAACAGCAGUUGAGACAAUGGAUCGUCGUGCUGUGGCUGUCACUCAUGUCGCACAGUUUGUGGUUUUAGCCAAGGGUUUGGCCUACGUCCAAGGCCAAAGGACACAUUCAGCAUUUGAGCAACCUUUAGCACAAGUAGCUCUCGAGCGAGCGUUGAAAAUCGUCUCAAGAGAUUCACGCUUCCGUUCUCUGUGCCGUGUAUCCUGUGUAGGUUUCACAGGCUCAACUUGUUCCAUUUACUUUCUUAAUGUUUUUUUUUAAUGUUUUGUGAACAUGAAUGUUUUAUUUUUCAUUUCUUUUGAUAUGUUUCUGAUAAAAACGAGAUUUCUAACCUCUCCAUCAUGGUACAGUUCUCCGGUGUCACAGGAGCUGUGAUUUUGACUGCUUGGAAUUCUAAAACGGCCACUUGAUUGGGUGUAUUAAACAGAUGAAAAUCAUUAAACGUCACUGACAACUCUG
Messenger RNA from Syngnathoides biaculeatus (alligator pipefish), 8719 nucleotides. It is a transcript of the gene tanc2a, whose product is annotated as tetratricopeptide repeat, ankyrin repeat and coiled-coil containing 2a. Gene Ontology annotation, cellular component: dendritic spine. NCBI's taxonomy places the organism in Eukaryota, Metazoa, Chordata, Actinopteri, Syngnathiformes, Syngnathidae. The transcript has 26 exons. The record is from RefSeq and is a predicted model, not a curated record. Bases 692 to 6490 code for a protein of 1932 amino acids. Gene Ontology annotation, molecular function: protein binding. Gene Ontology annotation, biological process: regulation of dendritic spine morphogenesis.